Molecule: messenger RNA, 3519 nt
Organism: Rodentolepis nana
Lineage: Eukaryota; Metazoa; Platyhelminthes; Cestoda; Cyclophyllidea; Hymenolepididae
Source: the annotation of a GenBank genome assembly
AUGUCUGGGGAUGCUAAUAUUGACCGUAUGCAAGAGCAACCUAUUGACGAAGAUGAUGGAAGUCCUGAUUCAAAACAAUUUAUUCCAAAUUAUGGCCCACCUCAAGGAAUACCCCGUCCCAAUAUGCCUCAAUCAUUUCGUCCUGGUAUGAAGCCACCUAAUAUGCCACCGAUGCCAUAUAGGGGCCCAAUAAUGCGACCACAACGACCGAUGGGCAUGAGACCUGGCCAUCAUGGAAUGCGACCAAUGGGAAUGCCGAAUUAUAGAGGUCCACCGAGACCUUUUGAUGGCCCACAGCGACCUCCUUUUGAUAUGUCGACUAGAGGGCCACCACGGUAUCCUCCACAACGGUAUCCUCCCAGAAUGGUUGAUAGUGAUGAUAAUCCAGAUGGUUACUUUGAUCAAGAUGGCUUCCCGCCAGACGACUUUCCUAAUAUGCCACCAAAUAUGCACCAUCGUGGUCCGAUGCCUCCUAGAGGGUAUGGAAUGCCACCGGGUCCACAUUUCAUGGGUGGUCCACCUAGAAUGAUGAAUGGUGGCCCUUCUGCUUCUGAUAUGGGCCCACCGGGUCCUUAUGGUCCUCCAAGACCUGGCUACAUGACUCCCAGAGGUCAGUAUCCACAAUUUUCUCCGGGUGGGCAAGAUAUGUCUUAUGACGGUCAACCUGGAGGGCCACCUCCCAAUGGUCAACCACCAUAUGGGGUUAUGCCCCCUCCUCAUCCAAUGCUUACUUCAGGCAAUAGUGACAUGUCUCAAAUGGGUCAUCAUGAUGAAUCAUCUCCAAACGGAGGUGGACCUCUUUUACCACUCUCGGCCUCCUCAGACAGUGAUGAACGUCAAAAUAUGCCCGUUGGACCUGGUCCAAUGCCACCACCCCCGAUGCAGCCUCCUUUCGGUGGGAUGCCCCCACCGUAUGGCCAACUACCAUCGCAGCAGCAGCCAAAUCUCUAUCAACAGCAACAAGGGAUGCAGCCAUCUUCAACACAAGCCGUGGGCAACCACAAUGGACCCCCUGGUAGGCCUUAUAUGCAACCACCACCUAUGGGUUUUCCUCCUGUUCCACCAAUAAUGCAUAGUGGUCCACCACCACCUUUGGGUGGUGGUAGUGGUGGUAUGUACAGCAUGCCUCCUCCACCAAAUCCACAACAGCCACCACCUAGUGGCAGUUACUCGGGAGCACACCAAAUAAGCGCUCCCCCCCCUCAACCCACCAACCCUCGUGAUGAGAUUUGGGUUGAACAUACCGCCGCGGAUGGAAAAGUGUACUUCUACAACAUGCAGACUCGUGAAACUAGGUGGGAUAAACCGGAACGUGUCACAGUGAUUAGACAUGGUGAUGUUGAAAAACCUGCAGUUGCAUCUGCAACAACUUAUCAAGCAGCUCCUACGUCUGUCGUUGGUCAACCACGUCCUAGUAUUCAAGCGAACCCUGUGCCGGUUAAGCCUCCGGAAGUUGCCGCGUGGACGGAGUAUAAGAGUGGAGAGGGAAAAUCGUACUACCAUAAUAGUCAAAGUAAUCAAACGACUUGGGAUAAGCCGCAGGUUAUCAUUGAUUGGGAGAAUAGCUUCAAGAAGAUUGAAGAUCAGCCCAAACCUCCUGUUGAGCCUCCUUUUUCAAAUGUCGCUCAAACAACUCCUGUCGUUCAGAGUAAACCACCCGAACCUGCUAAAGUUCAACAAACACCCACAACUGAGAAGAAACCGGAAGUUGUUCAGCAACAAGCUCCAGUAGCUGAAAAGGAGCCAGAACCGAAGAAAGAACCUGAGCAGCAGAAGGAUUCUAGCCGCCCAAUCUCCAGUACAGCCGUCUCCGGGACACCUUGGUGUGUGGUGUGGACUGGUGAUGGAAGAGUCUUUUUCUUCAACCCCAGCAAACGCAUUAGUGUUUGGGAAACACCGGAUGAAUUGAAAGGUCGUGCUGAUGUUGAACGUAUGCUUAAAAAGCCUCCAGGUGAUGAAAGCGAUCCUUCAUCUUCACCUAAAGAUGAUAGCACAAAGUCUACCGACGCUAUUGAUAACGGUGUUGUUGUUGAGGAGCAAGAGCCUCCUUCGAAAAAACCAAAAUUAGAAGAGCCCAUUCAAAAGGCAGCAGUUCUUAAGGACGCGUCUCCUAAACCUGAGGCCAUGGUAGUUGAUGAGGAGGCCAAACAAAUUGUAACCGAGCGCAUCGGAGAAGACGCCAUGAAGGAAGCGUUGGAUCGAGCUGCGAAAGAUCAGGCCAGUCUCCCUUAUGAAGUCCGCGCUGAGCAAUUCCGACAGAUGUUGAUUGACAAGCAGGUGUCGGCCUUUUCUACAUGGGAUAAAGAGUUGCACAAGAUCGUGUUUGAUCAUCGUUACCUGUUGCUGACCUGUGAGGAGAGGAAGCAAGCAUUUGAGAGCUACGUAAGGGAGCGUGCUGAUGUUGAGCGAACCGAAAAGAAACACAAGAUGCGUGAGAAGAAGGACAAGUUCAACGAACUUCUUGCUACGGCUAAUCUAAACUCCAAGUCGUCGUAUUCGGAUUUCUCUUCAAAGUACGGACGCGAUGAACGCUUCAAGGGUAUUGAGAAAUCUCGUGAGCGUGAAUCUCUUUUCCAAGCCUUCAUAUCGGAUUUACGUCGAAAGGAAAAGGACAAGACAAGUAGUAAGGAUAAGCUCAAGACAGACUUUAUUGCUCUUCUUAAAGAGCACAAGUCAAUAUCAAGGCGUUCGCAUUGGUCGGAUGUGAAGAAAAAAAUUGACUCGGAUUCUCGUUACAGGGCAGUUGAAUCUUCUAGUCGUCGAGAAGAUUGGUUCCGCGAAUAUGUCAAAAAGUUGGACGAUGCCAAAGAGAGUGAGAAGGCAUCCCGUGAAGAUAGUGAAAAGCGCAAAGAACGCGAGAAGCGCGAACGUCAAGAAGCUUCUCUCCGUGAACGCAAAAAGGAAGUCGAAGAGGCCCGUACUAACUCAAUGCGGGAAAAAGAUCGUGAACGCGAGGCUCACUUGCGUAAAGAAGCAGAGGCCAAUUUUAACGCCCUCCUCACUGAUGUUAUCAAAUCUGAAAUUAUGCCCUGGAAAGAUGCCAAGAAAUUGCUGCGCAAAAAUUCACGAUGGGAUGCCAUUGCCGAUGUGUUGUCCCGAAACGAUCGCGAAAAGCUCUUUGAUACCUAUGUCUCUGGUCUUAAUAAGAAGACUAAAGAGGCCUUCCUCAAAAUGCUGGAAGGAAAUGAAUCGAUUACCUAUUGGACGUCAUGGAGAGAUUUGAAGGAUAUCCUUAAAGAUGAGUCUAGAUUUGAAAAGCUUCUUUCAUCGGAGAAAAAGUGGAAAGCUGAGUUCCGAGAUUGGACUCAGGAGCGCGAAUCAAAGGCAAAGAAGAGUUUCAAUGAAAUGCUUAAGGAGAAAACAUCUCUUAUUUCAUCUGCGAAAAGGCAGUCUUCUGAAAAUGGUUCCAUGCUUGAUGAUGUGCUGAGUACGCUCAAAGCAGACAUUCGAUACAGAGCGAUCGAAUCGGGAGAAGCGAAGAAACUGUUGGAAGAAUUUCUACAGAACCUCGCAGACUGA